Molecule: messenger RNA, 1209 nt
Organism: Tinamus guttatus (white-throated tinamou)
Lineage: Eukaryota; Metazoa; Chordata; Aves; Tinamiformes; Tinamidae
Source: RefSeq, a predicted model, not a curated record
AUGCUCCCAGGUCGCAUCCACAGCCCAUCAGUGCUGGCAGCGCCUCUGGUCCCCGCUGCAGGGCAGCCCCUGGCGGGGCUCCGGGCUGUGCCCCACGGCGAGCGCAGCCUCUGGGUGCACUGGGAGCGCCCCCCGGCCCCGGUCACGGGCUACGUCCUGGAGUGGCAGCGCGUGUCCUCGGAGCCGGCCCGCUGCAGUGCCUGCUGGCAGAGGGAGCGUGGCGGGGGCACCACCGGGGCCCUGAUCCACGACGGCAUCGAGCCCUUCCAGCGCUACAACAUCUCAGUGUACCCGCUCUAUAAGGAUGCCGUUGGGGUGCCUGUCCAUGUAGCAGCCUACUCCAAGCAGAAGGCCCCAUCCCACGCUCCGAAGCUCCACCUGAAGAGCAUCAGCAAGUCCGAAGCUGAGCUCUGCUGGGACUCGAUCCCUGUGGAGAUGCAGAACGGCUUCAUCACCAGCUACACCAUCUUCUGGGCCAACAGCACCGUGGACGUGUCCAGUGCCGUUGUGCCUUCCUCUAGCAUCUCCUUCUUUGUUUUCUUCCGUCCAGCGCCCAGUGCCUUUAUUCAGAGAGCAAGAUGUUAUGCCAGACCUGUAAGGAAAAGAAAGAAAGACCUCCCCAGUCAUUUAGAUGACCUUCCUCCAACAAUGCUGAAGAAAGAUUACAUGAAUGUACCGAUAAUAAAUAGUGUUGAUGAUGUAGUGAAAAGACUAUUGUCUCUGGAAAUGGCAAGCCAGAAGGAGAAGGUGAAGAUAAAGACUCAGCAGCUAGUGGAGAAGGUCAGGAGGUCUCCCAACGACGAUGGCUCCUUUGAGGUGCAAGUUGCUAGGUUGACUGCCAAGAUUCGCACUUAUGAGGAACAUCUUCAGAAGCGUCCCAAGGAUAAAAGUAACCGUCGUCGCAUGCUGAUGGAUAUGGAUCGCCGGAGGAAACUCCUCGCGUACCUUCGUCGUGUCCGCUACGAUGUUUUUGAAAACACCUGCAAACAGUUGAACAUCCAGUACACUUUUCCCCCUGCCUACUCCAGACGGAUCACCAAGCGCUGGCUCGCCAAGAAGGCUUUGUGCCUCAAGGUUUUCCAGGAGGUGCAGAAGCUGAAGGCACCGGAGAGGCUAAAGCAGAGACAGGAGUGGCGGGCCAGGGCCAAGGCCAGGGCCAAGGCCGAAAAGGAGCGGCAGGCACAGCAGAGCGAGGGGACCGCGGUGUAG